UAUCACCCCUCCCAUUUUUUAUUUAAAUAUCUAUUUACAGUAUACAAACAUAACAAAAUAAACCAGGGGGACUGCAAAAAUAAUCAGGCACACAACAUAAAAAAUAAAUAGCAACCAGCUCGGUUCCAGUUAAACUGCAACCUUUUAUAUCACACCACAGCAUAUUACUUAGAGAACUCCAGAAUACAGUGCAAUGCACAGAGAAUCUGGACGUAUUAUCAGACGGACCGGGGUGACGUAAUCCGAAGCCAGCCAAUGGAAAACUUGGUUGGUCUAUCCAACCGCCGUCAGAAUUUGCUGUGAGGAGGGUGCAUUCAGACCCGUCUAAAAAUAAAACCGAAUGUUAAACUGUAUAUAUGGGAAGUAUAGUUGUACUAUAAGGAUUGCUUGAAAGUAUUUUUUAUGUAAAUGUUACAACGAAGAAUGUAGGUUCUUAAAAAGAUACAUAUGUGGAGCAAUGCUUAGAACUGAAGAAAUGGUAAAUAUCUCGAUAGCUAUACAUUGGAAAUAUUUCUGCUGGCAAAAGAUUCCAUUUCAGCCCCUGACACUGAUCACAAACAAGUGGUCAGCGACACCUUGACCACGAGCUAUGAGGCGCCAAUGAAAAAUGGCAGAGGGAGGCACUGGAGGAUCAAGACCAUGUGGAGAAAUCUGUCCAAGUACAGCCCUUUGUUCGUCGUACUGAUACUGUCAUGCGUUGCCUUCCUGCUACGCAACAUCUACAGCCUGGAGAAGCUGGACUGCAAGGCAUCUCUCUACCAGCUUCAGCAGUCCAUUACUGCCCCCUUCAGGACGAGAAGCCCAGGGCAGCUGGAGCGGAACUGGAGCAACUGCAGCUCUCAUGGCUUGGUUCUGUCGCCCGAGGAAGCCGUUGAGCAGGAGCACCUGCUGAAGUCCAUAGCCUGGCCCGAGCCACAUUUGCCAGUGUCAUCCUUGCACCAUAGUAGCAGCCCUUCCAGCAGUUCCUUUUCCAUUUUACCACUAGAAAAUGACAGGGAAUGGCGUGUGGGCGACCACCUGGAGGUGCUGGUCCACAUGCGAGACUUCCGAGACCGGCCCAAGCAGCACGGAGGGGACUUCCUGUUAGCCCGACUGCACUCACCCGAGCUGGGGGCUGGUGUGGUCGGACACGUGGUCGAUCAUGAGAAUGGACUGUAUUCUGUGCUGUUCUGGCUGCCCUGGGCAGGGAAAGCGCACGUGGAGAUAAAUCUGGUACACCCCAGCGAGGCAGUGCAAGUACUAAAGAGGCUGCGGGAGGACAACCCCGACCGCGUCUACUUCAAGAGCCAGUUUCGUUUCGGCCCUUUCUCGGAGACCACCAUCUGUAACCUCUGCCUGUCCACUCAGCUGCCGUCGUGCAACUACACCAACCACCACACGGGGGAGCCCUGGUUCUGCUACAAGCCCAAGCUACUGAGCUGCAAUUCACGGGUCAGCCACUCCAAGGCUGGGUAUCUAAAGCACCUGAUAACAAGUAGGGAGGAGCUAUUUUUCCAAAGGUUGGUAAACCUCAAGGUUCCCAUUCCUUCAUCUGGGCUGGACAGUAUCACCGUGCUGAAGGAGACCGAAGAAAAGCCGAAUGGAGCUGCAAAUCUGGAUAUCUUCAAACCCGCGGGCUUUUACUACAAGGAGGUGUGGCGGCCUACCAACGACGUCCUGCUGCGGCAGUUUGAUGACACGGCAGCCGUCACCCGCUGCCUGGAGGGGAAGGUGCUGCGCAUAUACGGGGACUCCACGGUGCGGCAGUGGUUCGAGUACCUCACCACGGCACUGCCUGACUUGAAAGAGUUCAAUCUGAAUAGCCCGAAGAAUGUGGGUCCCUUCCUGUCCGUGGACAGCGUUCACAACAUCCUGAUUGAGUACCGCUGCCACGGGCCACCCAUCCGCUUCUCCUCGGUGGCGACCAACCAGCUGCGCUACGUAGCGGAUGAGCUGGAGGGCGUGGAGGGCGGCAGCAACACGGUGGUUGUGUUGAGCAUCUGGUCCCACUUCAGCACCUUCCCGGUGGAGGUCUACAUCCGCAGGCUGCGCUCCAUCCGUGCUGCGGUGCUGCGGCUGCUUGAUCGCGCCCCUGGCACAUUGGUGGUCCUGAGGACGGCCAACCCCCAGGACCUGGACACUGAGGUCAGCCUCUACAACAGCGACUGGUUCUCCUUGCAGCUGGAUGCGAUCCUUCGUGGAAUGUUCUACGGUCUGGACGUGGUCCUGGUGGACGCGUGGGAGAUGACGCUGGCCCAUCACCUACCGCACGCACUCCACCCGCCUCCCCCCAUUAUCAAGACCAUGAUUGACUUCCUUCUUUCUCACAUCUGCCCUGAGGACACUUCAGCUUUUCCCUGAUGAUAGGGGUGGGGGUCACAGGGGCACUGGAACCUACUGAAGGCCAUCUGGUUCCUGGAGGGCCCCUUCCCCUGUCACUUAUGGACUCUAAAUAUAUCCUUGGCUAAUGAUAAUGCUGCGUUCCAUUUGAACUCGUAACUCGGAAAUUCCAAGUUCCUAGUCAGAAAUCUCAAUUAGAACAUCCCCCUGAAGUCGAAAUUCCGACUCAGGGAGUCGGAGGAAUCUAUACAACCCCGACCUCAGAAUUUAUGAUUGCUGCACCCUUUUUCAACAUAAAUUAAAGGUAUAGUUUUAUACUGUUCAUUAUCACUUAUGUCUUAUUUGUGGCUCAUUAAAUCGGUCGUGUACACAGUA
Molecule: messenger RNA, 2694 nt
Organism: Paramormyrops kingsleyae
Lineage: Eukaryota; Metazoa; Chordata; Actinopteri; Osteoglossiformes; Mormyridae
Gene: nxpe3
Product: neurexophilin and PC-esterase domain family, member 3
Source: RefSeq, a predicted model, not a curated record